This is a messenger RNA of Colletotrichum karsti, 1374 nucleotides long. RefSeq lists its product as uncharacterized. Lineage: Eukaryota; Fungi; Ascomycota; Sordariomycetes; Glomerellales; Glomerellaceae. The transcript has a single exon. Bases 1 to 1374 code for a protein of 457 amino acids. The record is from RefSeq and is a predicted model, not a curated record.
AUGGCGCUCCGCCAGCAACUCACGUUAUCCUUCGUCAUCGACGACACGAACGACCUGCAUACUCACACCGUCAUUUUUCUUCAUCGCUUCCCAGAGUCCACCACCGAUGAGCAGCUCCACGAAAAAGUCCUCUGCCAAAAACUGACCAAGAACCACAAGACCCUGCGCGAGCAGUUCCCCACCAUCCGCUGGGUGUUUCCCUUCGCAAAAGCCACGGCUCGCCCGUGGAACAACCUCACGCCGGAAGAUAGGGCUGCCGUCGGCAUGACCUUGGGCGCCAUGCCCUACAUCACGCAGGUCAUCCUCCACGAGGCCAAGCGCGCGCGCGGCCUCGAUCGCAUCAUUCUCGGCGGCCAGGGCGAGACUGCCGAGGCAGCUCACGAAGCUAUGUCCUCCUUCCCCGAGUGCAGGACUGACAAUGUCGAUGAUGUUGCUGUUUUUGUCGAGAAAUACUUUCACCCCGCCUGGACCGAACUCACCCAGCUGAAGCUCGCGGGAUUCGUCGGUAUGCACGCGCAAGACGGUGAGAUGACCCGCGACGUCAAGAACCUGGGCAUCGUGUCGAAGCAGGCCGAUGGUAAGCAGAAGGUGAACACCAACAUCGUCGUCAACACGCCUCAUCGGUUUAUCCAUGGCGGCUACAAGCUGCAGACUAAGACCUGGGAUGGUAAGCGCAUCGACGACUUCGCCAAGUUCCUCGACGAUAUCGGCGUGUUCCGCAUUCCCGACGAGGAGAAGGGCAGCAAAGAGACACUUACACCCAAGGACCGCGAGCCAGUCAAGAAGUGGGAUCCCAGGGAGAACCUCAACGAUGUGCAGAAGCAUGCUCUCGAGGUAGAGGAGCAGAAGAAGGCCAACAACGCGCUGAGGGAGAAGAUCCUUGUUCGCAUCGAAGCUGACAAGGUUGAACGCAAGCUUCUCCAGGAGAGGCAGAGACAACGACGGAUGUUUGCGCAGGAGGCCCAGGAGAACCCACGGUCUCAGUUUACGGGUUCGGUGAACAUGCUUGGAGGACCCGUCAACCGGAACGAAAGCCUGUCAGCCUCAGGUCAGUUGCUUGAUCUUCCUGACACAUACCAGCCGUACUCCGAUGAGGAGUCUUCUGACAUCUCCAUGUCUGAUCAGGAGGACGGUUAUGAUGAGCCCGCCACAUCACCCGAGUCUAACGACCCGACUAGUGAUCAUGAACAGGAGGAGGAGCCCAGCAUGAGUCAAAGAGAGAAGGCCAGGCAAGGCAGGAAGGUCGACGAUGGCAAACACUGGAGUCCUCGUGUUCAUGGAGAAAUGACUCCUGGCCAGAUGAAGGCAUUGGGGCUUCUGGAUUUCGAGGAUUCGGGGGAAGAACAGUUUUUGUUUGACACUUCUUCGAACUAG